AUGUCACCAAACCGGAAAACCAAUGCUGAGGUUCAGCAGGGAGAUGCCGUCCCCACCCGCACCGAUGAAAUGCGUGAGAUGCAGGAGGCAAUGGAUGCCAGCUGGGGCGAGGUCUGCAGUGCAUGCUUUGUCCGUACACCCAAAGAGUGGGCAUACAUUGUCCUUGGACUACUUAUUGCUGCCUUCUUCCUCUACUUCUUCUUGGUUGUCAUUGAGCUUCUUGGAGAGGGUGCCAAAGUCAUGACAGGAUGCGUUUCUGGAGGUCUGUUUGGUGGUGCAGGCAAUCCUAUGGCAGGAGUCAUUAUUGGAAUGCUUGCCACGGUGUGUCUUCAGUCCUCUUCCAUUACCACAUCCAUCAUUGUGCCCAUGGUCCCAAGUGCCAUUUCUGUUUAUCAAGGAAUCUACAUGGUCAUGGGAGCCAAUAUUGGAACUUCUGUCGCCAACACUAUUGUUGCCAUGGGACAAAUGGGAGAUGGAGAUGACCUUGAGAGGGCCUUUGCUGGUGCCACUGUGCAUGAUAUUUUCAACUUUCUCACUGUGGCUAUAUUGCUAUCAGUUGAAGUCGUCACUGGAUACCUUGAUGCCUUGACUGGGGCCAUUGUUGAUGGAGUUGAAGUCAAAGAUGGUGACAGCAGCUCUUCCUUUGUGAAGGAGAUGGUCACUCCAAUCACUACAAAGAUUAUCAAAUCCAACCAGAGCCUGAUGAAGGCAGUUGCAAAUGGUGCCUCCUGUUCUGAAUUCUACCCCGUCAAAUGUGAAGAUGGGCUUAUCUCCCGUAUCAAGGACACUGGUGACUGCCCACUCUUCUUUGAAGAUGGUGCUACACAAAGCAGCGACACAACAUCUGGUGUUGUGGUCUUCAUAAUUGCAAUCAUUCUGCUGUCUGUUUGCCUUGCUGGACUGGUUUCAGUCUUGAAAAAAAUUGCUCUUCGGAAUCUCAUCAAGAAUCAUCUACAAGGCCACCAACAUGAAUGGCUAUGCUGUCCAAUUUUCCUCCAUCACCACAUGUGUAUUGACACCUCUUGUUGGUAUUGGUGUCUUGCCACUUGA
Molecule: messenger RNA, 1050 nt
Organism: Seminavis robusta
Lineage: Eukaryota; Bacillariophyta; Bacillariophyceae; Naviculales; Naviculaceae
Source: the annotation of a GenBank genome assembly